Molecule: messenger RNA, 2745 nt
Organism: Andrographis paniculata
Lineage: Eukaryota; Viridiplantae; Streptophyta; Magnoliopsida; Lamiales; Acanthaceae
Exons: 1
Coding region: 1-2745 (914 amino acids)
Cellular component (GO): intracellular membrane-bounded organelle
Source: RefSeq, a predicted model, not a curated record
AUGGCUUCUCUACCCUUCCAUCUUCUACCUCUCAUCUCCGCCGCCUUCCUCUACUCCUCCAUUUCCGCCGCCUCCUCAAUCCCUCCCUACAGCGACCACUGCUCCGCCGUCGUCCCUCCGUCGCCGCCCACGAAUCCCACCUACAAAGACGACCUGCCGUCUCUCUCCACCUCCUACUUCACCGGCGGCGACCGCCUCCUCGGCCUCCGGAACAACCACUCGUUUUACUACUCCGGUAAGUCCCUCAGCCUCCGGUUCCGAUCCAGCUGCCACGAAACCGCGGUCUCCGGCGUCUACAAAGUCGACGGCCUCCUCUACGUCCGCUCUCCGUACGCCGCCGACUAUGGCAACGCUCCGUCGAACUUCACCUUCGCCGGAUCUUACAACUACCGCCGCCGCCGAUCCCGCGGCGCCGUCAGGUUCACGUUGACCGGAUUCUGGUCGGAGAGUAAGCGGACGGCGUGCUUGGUCGGAUCGGCUUCCCUCAAAUUGGGAGACGGCGGAACCUUAGAUUUCUCCGGCGUCGUUAAAUUGCAGUUCGCCGCCGAGAAUCCGACUCUCCGCACUGCCGUAACCUCCGGGACCUUCCAGAGCACGCUCCCGAAGGGAGAUCCCGGGUACUUUGAUCCCAUUUCCAUCUUCAGUUACCCUCAUUUUCCUAACUACAACUAUACCCUGCUUCUAGAAGAUUCCGGAACCUUCCCCCGCCGACCUCUCCGCCCUGAGGGGUUCCAAUUCUGCAACAUACUGUCGUGGAAAUCGUUCUCCUUCGACCUCGACUACUCCGCCGCGAACUGUACGGACCCCCGCCGUUGCUCACCCCUCGCCACCACCGCCGUGCCGGAGUCUCUGCUCCUGAUGCCGAUUCAGUGCUCAAACGAAGAUAAAAAGAUUACCACGAGAUACAUUGCUACAUUUCAGAACAUCACUCACAAUGAUCAAAGCUUUAGCUUCUCCUCCACGUUGAUUGCGGAGGGACUUUGGGACGAAAAUGGCGGUAGGAUGUUCAUCGAAGCCUGUCGAAUCUUAGAUCCGAUCCACCAUUUCGGCGAAUCUGAAUCCGUCGGCGACUGCGGGAUAAGGAUGAACUUGAGAUACCCUGCAGCAUGGACAAUCCGCCAUGACUUGGGAAUCUACGGGGAGCUUUGGAGCAUAAAAAACAUCGAUAAAAAAGGAAACUUUAAUAGGAUUAACCUCACCCUCGUCAACAACGACAUGGUCGACAUGGUUGGAGUUCUCGGGCUGAAAUACGAGUACACGGAACUGAAAAGGGUCCAGGACUCGUGCCCUGUGGCAAAGCAGGGGUCGAAGAAGAGGAAGGGGAAGACUUAUCCCGACGAACGAUCCUUAGACAUGAGGUUCGAUAUGUCCGUUGGGAAUUCGAAAGGUGAGCCAACUGCUUGGGGUAAUGCAAUGCCUCUAUUUGUCGAAGAUGAGAUGUAUUCCUUCGGAGUAGCCAUCGCUUUGGCGCCUGCGUCGUCUGUCGCAGUAUCUGAUAUGGAGAUCAUCGAUAGAGCCACCACAGUGUUUAACAUCAGCUACAAGAUCGUUAUCCCUAGUUAUUUUGAUUACAAUUCGAGCAAAUGGAUCUCGGUUCUCAACACGUCACUCGAUCGUCAUCCUCAGGUGGAGAUCACGGCCGAGGGCGUUUACAGAUCCGACACCGGGGAGCUCUGCAUGAUCGGGUGCAGGAAGCUGAAGAACGAAUCGACAGAUUGCGAAAUUCUUGUGAAGUUCGAGUUUCCUCCGGUGAAUGCAGGGCGAGACGAGCGAGUGAUUAAGGGAACGAUCGCGAGCACCCGAUCGAAGGGGGAUCCUCUUCGCUUCGACGAGUUGAAGUUAUCAGGCAGCGCGUACUACACGGAGGCAUCCGAGGCUGCCGUGUGGCGGAUCGACAUCGAAAUCACGCUCGUGUUGAUCUCGAACACGCUCUUCUGCAUCUUCAUCGGGUUGCAAAUCUUCCACACGAAGAGGCAUCCGGAAGCUGUCGAGGCAAUCUCGCUCGUAAUGGUCGCGAUACUCGCUCUCGGCCACAUGAUCCCACUCGUUCUAAACGUCGAGGCCAUCUUCUUCGAGGGACACAGCCGGCAAACGGUGUUCCUCAGCAGCGGCGGAUGGGUCGAGGCCAACGAAGUCGCCGUCCGGGUCAUCACGCUCGUCGCGUUCUUGCUGCAAAUACGCCUUCUCCAGCUCGUAUGGGCUGCAAAGCGCGACUCUGGCGGCGAGAAGAAGGCCUCGCUGAUCACGUUACCGAUCUAUAUUGCUGGCGCUCUGAUCACCGUCGUCGUUAAUUUGACGAGGACCCAAUACGGCGGGAACCGGACCUAUGGCCCUCAUGGGUAUCGCAACUACUCGGUGUGGGGCGGUUUGAGGUCGUACGCCGGGUUGAUCCUCGACGGGUUUUUGCUCCCGCAGGUUGCGAUGAAUGCGGCGAGGGGCUCGACGGAGAAGGCGCUGUCGCAUCCGUUUUACAUGGGCACCAGCGCUGUGCGGCUGGUGCCGCAUGCGUAUAAUCGGUACCGGGCAUGGAGUUAUCCAGCGCCGUUUGUGAACGGGACUUACUACUAUGCGAACCCGGCCGGCGAUUUCUACUCGACAGCGUGGGACGUGGUGAUUCCGGUGGUGGUGGCGGCGAUGGCGGCGGCGGUGUUUCUGCAGCAGCGGCGCGGCGGCCGGUGCAUCCUUCCGAAGAGGUUUAGGGAAGUGGAGCUGUAUGCAAAGGUUCCUACUGCUGAGAAUCAAUGA